Chelonus insularis is the source of this 2786-nucleotide messenger RNA. It is a transcript of the gene gcl, whose product is annotated as germ cell-less. The transcript is spliced from 8 exons. Gene Ontology annotation, biological process: germ cell development. Bases 188 to 1630 code for a protein of 480 amino acids. The record is from RefSeq and is a predicted model, not a curated record. NCBI's taxonomy places the organism in Eukaryota, Metazoa, Arthropoda, Insecta, Hymenoptera, Braconidae. Gene Ontology annotation, molecular function: protein binding.
UGCAUCGCGCAGUCGGAAGAAUAAUGUUUACAUUUUGGUGUAGACGAUAUUUACCGAGUUUAUGUCUUCCUUCGCGAUUUGUUUGGUUAUCAAAUUAUGCUAUUCAUUGCAAAAAUUUUAUAAUGAAAUCUUAAAUAUGAUAAAAUAAUUUAUCUUAUUGUGUUGUCAUAGUAAUAAAAAUCUAAAAAUGGGUGGUUAUGUGAGUAAAAUUGCGUGGAUGUCAAAUGUCGCAGUUAAUUCUGUUUACCGCGGACGAAAAAGAAAGUGUAUUGAAGAAGAUAAUUGUGAUUCAGAAUCUGAUUUCAUCGAUAAAACGCUACAAACACCAAAAAAAAGAAAAUUACUGACGACUGCACAAUAUAUAUACAAAACUCUGUUUCAAGAAGAAAAAGGAAGUGAUAUAACGGUCUCUAUGUUAGGAAGACCAUGGAAAUUGCACAAAGUUUAUAUAAGUCAAAGCCCAUAUUUCGCUAGUAUGUUUUCUGGAUCAUGGAAAGAAACAAAUGAGAAGUUUGUUAGUGUAGAAAUUACUGAUCCUAACAUAACAACAGAAUCUCUAUCAAUUGUUUUGGGAUCAUUUUAUCAAGAUGAGGUGAGCAUAGAGCCAAAAGACGUCAUAUCAAUCUUAGCCACAUCCACAUUAUUCCAGUUACAAGGUUUAAUUGACCAAUGCACAGAAAUAAUGAUUGAAACGACAAACAUUAAAACUGUCGUUCCUUACUACAAUGCAGCAGUGUGCUACGGAGUUCCUAGUGUAAAAGCAGCUGCAAAAAGGUGGCUAGAAGUUAAUUUAUUAGGAUACGGAUGGCGAUAUCCUUCUUUUCUUAAAGAAAUAACUCCAGAACUGAUGGUUGAAUUGAUAGAAAGUCCAGAAUUGGUUGCUAUGCAGACUGAAUUUUGCACAUACAUGAUGCUAAGAGAAUGGCUUUUCAUUCACAUACAAAAUAAAGAAGAUACUGGAGAAGUAGACGAAUAUUUUAAAAAACACUCAUGGACUGAACCACUGCUUGACACACCUUUAGGAAAACAAUACGCAGGACCAUUUAAAGCUUUACGAAUGAAAUAUUUAUUACUUCAUGAUCAAGAUGUUAAAAUUUUAUACAGUGAUAAUUUAAUUCCCUCUGAAUGGCUUCAUGAUGCUUAUAGAGAACAGUGGCUACAUUUACUCCGAAUUGAUGCUAACAAAGACCGUGGACCAAGAAAAAUGACCGAAGAGGAAUUUGCUAAAGAGUGCUUUAGGUGCGGACGAUGUGUAGAAAAACCCGGAGAUCAUUUGUGGAGAUGGACGGCAUUUCAUUUUGGAUUGGAUUUAGUUGUUUAUCUUGAUAUCACUUCACUGAGAAUACGAAGAAAUCAUCGGAUUGAUGUAGAUCACAUUACUGCAAAUCAUAGUAAACGUAACAUAAUAAUCAAAAUAUCUCUAAUUUCAUUAGACGAACAAAGACAAAUUAAACAUUGCCAAAAUUCAGGAGUGCUCAGACUUUCUUUACAUAAAAAUGAAGAGAAACAAGUUAUGUCUUUAGACAAACAAUUGACUUACCCGCUGUAUAUAUCAGUCAAUAUGCAAGUGGUAACGCCCUUCUCUGUACCAGAAGAAGAUAAAUCGACAGUUGUAACGACAAAUCCGUAGUCAAUAAAACCAGGAUUUCCAAUCAAGCUCAAAUUAUUGUCAUGAGUGCGAUAGUGCUGGAAACACGUAUUCACCAUGGUUUCAUUGCUAUUCUAGUCUUGAAAGUCACAGAGAAACUGUUAUGGUAGAAUUGACCGAAUAAAAAAAGAAACGAGGUAAGAAAACAAAUUCUAAUUUGUACUGUAAACUCUAUUUUUGAUGAAGGGGACAUUAGUAAUGUAUCAAAGAUAUUUUUUUUAUAAAUAUUUAUUUAUAAUAAUUCUAUCGAAUUGUUAAACAUUUUCUACUAUAAUUCGUAGAAUUAAAUAAAUCUCUUACGUAGACUUCUAGUCUUGCAAUCAAAUAAAAUAACUAUUCUGCUUAUUCUUUACUGUUAUUGAUCUAUUUGAGAUUUUUGUAUCCGAAAAAUGAGUGUCAAUAGAAUAUUACAUCAACGUAAAUUAGUAAUUAUUAUUCUCAUGUUAAGGUAAAUUUUUUUACUCAUAAAUAUAUUCUAUUGAAACUAACAUUGUUUCAUGUACUGCAAUGAUAUUGGAAAAGAAUGUGUUCAAAGAAAAUAUUAAAUUAAUUUGAAAUGCAUCAUUCAAAAAAAUAAUUGAUUAACAAUAAGCAUAAAAUGACAGAGAAAUUUCUAUUAAAUUGAUUUCUAGAGUCAAAAAUUCAUCAAGAGGUCAAAUAAAAAAAUGCAUUCCGGCAGAAAUUAAAAAAGCGUGUCAUAAUAUUAAGGGUAAGGGAAAAUAAUAAUUAAUAUAAAUACUUACUAUAAUCUUACUACAAGUAUGUGCCUUCAAAAAUAUUGACAUAAGAAAAUUUUGUAUCUGCAGCUGAAUAAUUUGAAUUUGGUAAACGGCCUUUUUAUGCAUUUUGAGAUGUAUUUCACUUAUUUUUUUUUUUAUUAUUUCUACCAUUAUAAUGAAUGUACAUUAUCGCGGUUGUGUACUUUAUGAUGAAUAUUUGUUGUAACUAAUAGAGAUGCUAUUAUUGUUAAGCCUCAUUCUUUCCAGUUCAAUGGAAACAAAGUUUAAACAGCCAGUUAUUUUGAUUGUAAUAUACAAUAUUUUUUCAAGCUUCCUCAGGGCUGUGACUUUGUAUUUUGUACCUGUCAUUGAUGUAUAAUUAGUAUGCAACAAUAAACUUGUCAUACAGUCUGGUGGAA